Hypomesus transpacificus is the source of this 4630-nucleotide messenger RNA. RefSeq names its product potassium channel, subfamily K, member 5a (gene kcnk5a). The transcript has 6 exons. The record is from RefSeq and is a predicted model, not a curated record. Gene Ontology annotation, biological process: stabilization of membrane potential; potassium ion transmembrane transport. Gene Ontology annotation, cellular component: membrane. Bases 510 to 2006 code for a protein of 498 amino acids. NCBI's taxonomy places the organism in Eukaryota, Metazoa, Chordata, Actinopteri, Osmeriformes, Osmeridae. Gene Ontology annotation, molecular function: potassium ion leak channel activity.
AGUUGUUUGAAGGAGCAAUGCCAUUACACCGUCUGCGCACGUGGAGAGUAAACAACUGCUGCGCCGAAAAAACACGGACCUUUGUCAAACUAUUAACUUUUGUGCAGUUGUGGUUUGCUUAUGAGCACAUCGAAACAUUUUUUUGCACUAUUACUCAUGUUACAUGGGGAGUUUCUGUGAAUUAUUUAAACAACAUUUUGCGGAAGAAACAACUGAAUCGAUUUUUAAGUUAAACGCAUUGUGAAGAAGUAUGGUAGAUAAAGGCCCCCUGUUAACUUCGGCGAUUAUUUUUUAUCUGUCCAUCGGGGCAGCAAUAUUUCAAGUUCUUGAGGAACCCAAUUGGAAACUUGCAUCAAAACAGUACAGGGAUCAAAAGAAUAAGAUCCUGGAAGAUUACCCCUGUCUCACGAAAGAUGACUUGGACAGAAUAUUAGAGGUCAGGAAUGAUCCUCUAGGGUCACUCAGUGCAGUCAUGAGUGCAUCUGGAGAUAGAAUCAGUCACCGGAAGGAUGUUCUUUAGACACAACAACCCUCUCACUAUUACUACUACAACUUUCUGGGACAACCAGACCUUAGAUCCUUUAUGUGACAUGAAGGUUGUUUUGGUACAAGAGGUGGUGUCGAAUGCUGCAGACCAGGGUGUCACCAUCACAGGCAGCAAGACCUUCAACAACUGGAACUGGCCUAAUGCGGUCAUCUUUGCUGCUACUGUCAUCACAACUAUUGGUUAUGGGAACAUUGCCCCCAAAACAUCAGCAGGACGGGUAUUCUGCAUAUUUUAUGGACUUUUUGGGGUCCCUCUUUGUCUGACUUGGAUCAGUGAACUUGGAAAGUUCUUUGGUGGUAGAGCCAAGCACCUGGGCCAGUAUCUUACAAAGAGAGGAGUAUCAUUGCGGAAGGCACAGUUUACCUGCACAGCCAUCUUCAUACUCUGGGGCGUGCUAGUGCAUCUGGUCAUUCCUCCAUUUGUGUUCAUGUCCCAAGAGGGUUGGACCUAUGUGGAAGGAUUGUACUUCUCCUUUGUCACCUUAACCACUAUUGGCUUUGGUGAUCUUGUUGCCGGUGUGGAUCCAAAUGCAGAUUACCCUACUCUUUACCGGUAUUUUGUAGAAGUUUGGAUUUACUUGGGCCUGGCUUGGCUAUCUUUGUUUUUCAACUGGAAGGUUCGCAUGGUAGUGGAGGCCCACAAGGCCCUUAAGAAGCGACGUAAGCGACGUAAGCUAUCCCUGGAUGAAUUAAGACACCACAAGGAAAGCCACAAAGCCACCCUGCGCCUGCCAUCUACUGACAAUGAUGCCAAUAUCUUCAGGUUCUUGUCCAAGAAGCAGGAGGGCUAUAACGACCUCAUCAAGCAGAUUGGUGCCAAGAAAGAAAGUGAGAGCCACUGCAGCACUGGCGCCACUGGUUCCAACAUCAAGGUGACAAAUCGCUCCAAGAGCUGCAAUGAAGAGGUCACUUCGAACAGAAACACCAUCCUAAGCCUGGACCGGUCACCACGGCAAAAAAGAAGAUAUAGCUUUAGUGACCGUGUCACAGUGGCCUUUUCAAAGUCUAAGAACUACCUCCUGGGGUCUGAGAAUGGCAUGCUGUUGACUGAGGAACUAGUAGAGGGCGAACAGGAAAGAAUGUACGAGAACCAGCUCGAUAAAGAUGUUGACCAGGAGAGUGGGGCGAGUGGUUUUGGAGGGGCGGGAGGCUGUGCUAUAGGCAGCCAUAGGACAUGGGACACCAAAGACUACCAGCCCUUAAUUUUCCAGAAUGCAAAUAUCACUUUUAUUGAUGAGGAUAACUUACUUAACAAUAUUGAGGAAGAUGAUGAGGGUGACACCAAUGCCAAAUCGUCUAUUACCACAUAUGAUGAAAAUGUGGAGUCGGAGACAGACUCUAAAGAGGAACCAGUCUCAGAGUCCGAAGGAUCUGUGUUCACAAGUGACGGGUCGGAACAUGGGCAUUCAUAUGAGAAGCUCGUGGAAGAGUAUUCCAAGGAAGAUAACACAGAGUCUUAAGUAACUGUCAUUUUAAGAUUCCUAACUGUUCACCUCUUGUUUUAGAAAAGGAUGAAACAUGAGAGUUUCAUCUAUAAGAAUGUUCACUGUAUUUCCACAUUCAAGUAUCGGCUCACGCAUGCCCUUUUUUUUAUAAGAUAUACAGUAUAUGACAGAGGGUUAUUUUAUUACCACAUUAAAUGUAAAUACCUUAACAAUCUCUUACAAAGCUGUAAAGCAUACAUUUCAUAGACUGAUAUAAAAUUCAGUGGCACUAAAAUCUGUCAUCAAUAAGGACUAGGAACUUGAUGUUCCCCUUUGAUGUUCAGUGAGUUCAACUCAUGUUCAGUAUUUGUUUGGUCCAAAUGUCAAUUUACCUGUAUUUGCCUAUACUUAUUUCUACUCAUUAGGAAUUGUUAUUAGGAGAAUUGCCCCUGGCAUGAUUAAUAUUCACCAUAUUGGUGCAUUUUAUGUAUUUCUAAAAUGAAGGACAUUUCAUUCUUUUGAAUUAAUAGUAUACCAAUGUCAAUUUAUUGCAAUAAGAGCAGAGUUCCCUUAAAAUCUUCUCAAAGCAGAAUCUUCUCGACCCAAACCAAACGCUUUCAUUCCUGCUUUGAUAUGAGUCAAUAUACAUUAAAUUUGUUAUCUGAAAUGUAUGUUUAUAUUGACUGUGAGUUUAGUAUUUGUAUUGUAACUUGGAUGUAAAUAGAUACAGGCAUAAAGUCUCCUCGCUAGGAUGAGGGAACAACUUGAGGCUGCCUAGUACAGAGAAUUUGGGUAGUAACACAGAAGUAUUUUGGGACUGGUAGAAUUCAUAACUCUUCAAUGAAAGAUAUUUCAGACAAAAUGUAGAUAUACUGCCCAAUUGUCUUACCUGUAAAAGGGGGCUCACAUAGUCCUGCUUCAGAGCACAAAAAGGUCUUGUUGGACCACAUGGUGAUCUCAGUUUAAAUUGAUUUAUGAUGAGUCCCUGUGACUGGGGAACCACUGGUAUAGAGCUCAAACCUGUUUAUUUAAUUGAUUUUAUAUUUUUUUAUUGGGUUAUUAAAAAAAAAAGUCCAAGUCCACUCAGUUAGAUUAAAAAAAACGAUGAUAUAUUUUUCACAAUUCAAAUCUCUACAAAUGUGUAUUGCAGUCUGGCCUUUUCGAGACAUGUUUUUAUUUGCUAUAUAAACAUUGGAAAAGUGCCUGUCAGUUGCUCCCACCACAGUUUUGUCCAGGCCAUGGCCUUGCAGCCUGUAUUUACUCAUGGGGGCUUGUGCUGGCAUGAAUGACGGAAAUGUAACUCAUGUGGGUGUCGGCAUGAAUGACGGAAAUGUAACUCAAGGUUAACGUGUGGUAGAUCAAUGUUCCUCUGACGUGAGAUCAGUCAUGACACGUUAAGAUGUAAAUUUCUACGCUUAUAUCUUUGUUUGGCAUUGUUUUUUUUUUUGUUUUUUUUCAGUGCUCAUCUCUGUAUAGUUGAUCAGUUGGUCAUAGUUGUUAGUGUAAAUCAUUUUGUACUGUGGGUUAAAACUGUAGCCUGCCUGUAUAUUUAAAAUAGUUUCUAGGAAGUUUUGCAAAUACAUGUUAGAGAUGAAGCAACCUCUUGUAUGUAAGCAUAAAAAUCAAGGCACCAUUGGAAUUUUUUGCAAGCAUUUAUUCUGGAGAAUGUUGGACAAAAUCGACAUUUAUCUGGACAGUAUCAAAUGGUUCCUUUUGUGCUGUGACAACAGUAUGUGUGCAUGUAUGGUACGUCUGUGAAUUUAAUUUCAGAAAUGUAUUCCUUAUCAACAUGAUCAAACAAGAAGUUUGUUGGUUUGAACAUGUCUUGGAAGCUGCCUCAACUUGAUUGGUUUGCCAUUUCAUUCAUUCAAAUGAUUGUGCAAAUGUGCUUGUUGAAACGUACAUUUGGUGUGUAUAACUGAAAUGGCCAGUCUUGCACAUUAUCUCCAUGUAAGCAGAACAAAUAUCCAGAUUCAUUGGUAAUUAAUCUAAGCAAUGGGCAUGUUAAUGUUUAUGUAAGUAAAUGGAUUCUUGCUCAGUCCCAUUGCUCUACAGCUGUAAUUUCUCACUCCCAAUCACACAUGUGACCUCAUGGGCAUAUUUGUUACUUUCCUGUAAUAAUAUCUAAUAUGUCUGCAUGCUCCUCUGUGUUUCUCCUUUUCACGUUUCUUUGCCAAAGCGUAACGUUAUGUCAAAAGAUGCUGCCUACAGUAUUGCUCAUACAUGCUUCUAAUAGUGCCGAAUCAGAAAGUCUUUGUAGUAAUAACAAUGGGGAGAAAUCAUUGUAAAUGCCAGAUGUAGGUGUUAAUAAGACUUAAAAGCUGCCUAGUCAACUGAAAUUAUCAGGUUGUUAAAUGUCAAUUGUGGAAUAGCUGAACAUUGGUGAAUCUGAAUUAGGGUUAAGGUUAUUUUAGAGACAGCAAAAGGAAAAAGAAAGCUGAAUAACUGAUUAGGAUGUAUUGCUUGAGUAGUUUGUCAUUGGAAAUCAAAAGGUUUUGAAUGCAUUUGCUCAAGUUUUCAUUCAUUUGUCGCUCCAUUAUGUGAAACUCCAGUCGACUUUUAUAUUAAGUUAUUUACCACUUGUAUAUUGUCUUGUACAUACAAUUCUUGCAAAACCAUAUAUAUUUUAUUUGUUUGAAUAAAUUAAAUUUUUAAUGUGA